CAUUAUGUUCGAUCUUCGAACCUUCAUCGGAUUUUAUUUUGUAGAUGCAGAUCGGAAGUAGCGACUCUCACGACACCCGAGGGCUUGACGGCAGAUGUCCGGGAGCGCGGAGCCCACACGUCGCUCUCUUCACUACAUCGCACCACUGCGGUAGGAUCGGGGUGGCAUCAGCAGAGGAGCAGACAGCAGGUAGCCAACACAGUUCACUUGUUCUGCUCCGCGCAACCCCAGAGGCGACUUUAUCACUUAGGAGACUCACCUGAUUGCUGUGCGAGGAUGGGACCGCUACUCCCUUUCAUCGUGUUGUGUUUGAGCGCCGCUGUCCCACACCGUGUGAAAGCAGCAGAUGGUGAGGAACCAACUUCUCCAGGUCCUUGUCAUCCAAACCCCUGCCACAACAGAGGAACUUGUGAGAUCAGUGAGACUUACAGAGGCGAUACGUUCAUUGGUUACGUGUGCCAGUGUCCACAAGGCUUUAGUGGAGUUCACUGCCAGCACAAUAUCAAUGAAUGUGAAAAGGAUCCUUGUAAGAAUGGGGGAAUUUGCACUGAUCAGGUUGCUAACUACUCUUGUGAAUGCCCAGGGGAGUACAUGGGAAGGAAUUGUCAAUACAAAUGCUCUGGACCACUGGGCAUGGAGGGUGGUAUAAUCUCUAACCAACAGAUAACAGCCUCCUCCACCCACCGUGCUCUCUUUGGCUUGCAGAAGUGGUACCCAUACUUUGCACGCCUCAACAAGAAGGGCCUGGUCAACGCCUGGACGGCUGCCGAGAAUGACAGAUGGCCAUGGAUCCAGAUAAACCUCCAGAGGAGAAUGAGGGUUACAGGCCUGAUUACCCAAGGUGCCAAACGUAUCGGCAGCCCAGAGUAUGUCAAGUCAUACAAAGUAGCCUACAGCGAUGAUGGGAAGACCUGGAGAACAUACAAAGUCAAGGGCAAAGAUGAGGAUAUGAUUUUCAGGGGAAAUGUUGACAACAACGCUCCAUCAGCCAACUCUUUUACACCUCCCAUUGAAGCCCAAUUUGUGCGUGUUUACCCCCAAGUUUGCAGGAGGCAUUGUACCUUACGCAUGGAGCUGCUUGGCUGCGAGCUGACAGGCUGUUCUGAACCACUGGGGAUGAAGUCUGGCCAUGUCCAAGAUUAUCAGGUCACGGCUUCCAGCAUUUUCCGAACACUCAACAUGGACAUGUUCACUUGGGAACCUGGAAAAGCCCGUUUGGACAAACAGGGCAAGGUCAAUGCCUGGACUGCUGGACACAGUGACCAGUCACAGUGGCUACAGGUGGACCUGCUUGUGCCAACCAAGGUCACAGGGAUCAUCACACAAGGAGCAAAAGACUUUGGCCACGUCCAGUUUGUUGGCUCGUACAAACUCGCUUACAGUAACGAUGGAGAGCGAUGGAGUGUAUAUCAAGAUCAGAAACAAGGAAAAGACAAGGUAUUCCAGGGGAACUUUGACAACGACACACACAGAAAGAAUGUGAUAGAUCCCCCGGUCUACGCUCGGUUUGUGCGGAUCCUUCCCUGGUCGUGGUACGGCAGGAUCACUUUGCGUGUAGAAAUACUGGGAUGCACAGAACAAGAGUGAUGUCUCUCCCCUCUCCAUCUUUCUGUCCGUCAUCCCCCUCUUCUUUGGAAUACUGGAAUCUAUCAAGCAGUUGCUCAAAAAUAAACUGUUCAACAUGUAAAAAGAAAUUAAUUUCCAAUAUUUUUUUUUUUUUUUCAAGGAAUAAGCAUAUAGGUUGUGGUGGGGUCUUGUUAGUUCUUUUGUACAAUGAUUUCAAACCUGCCUCCUGUUUCACUGUUUCAGUUUCCUACUUAAAAGCGUGAUCUUUGUCUUUUUAUUCCUCUCGAGAAUUGCCAUCCUGUUUGGAAUGAACUUCUGUAAGAUAUUUGGAUCAGGGUCAGGGGUCAGAGUGGGGUCUCACUGUGGUUUUACUGUGGAAGCUAUUGUACAGUGUCACUUUUUAACAAAGAUGUUAAAACUGUCUGUCGUGCUUCAUGGGACAUUAUUAACCGACUUUGUAUCAUGACUAAACUGUCCAAGGAAGAAAAUAUAAUAAAACAUUGAUUUUAAUUUCAUAAUUGGACCCCCUUCAAGUCAUGAAUACCCUCAAAGGAAAACAUUCAUCACAAUAUUAUUAACACACUUGUAUUAUAUGUAAAAGAUUAAGAAACUGCAUGGUACGUGAAUUAUAAAUGUAUAUUACGACAAAUCAUGAAAAACCUCCAGUCCUGAGAGCAAAUAGCUUUGAUUUAGGGACCUAUUUUUAUGUGCAUUUUUAAAUAGUUCUGACUCAUUACUUUACACUUAUAAAGAUUAGUGCUUUGUGAGACAACAAGCAAACACUUCGGGUAAAGAGUUGUACUGCAGCACUGACACUGAAGCUUAUGGGCUUUAUUUAUUUAUCUGAUUUGUUGCUCCCUAUUUCUGAUUAUAGCUGGUCUUUUUCUAAAACGUUAUCCUCUGUGCUCAUUCCUUUUUUCUACUCUAUUGUCAGAUUUAUGACAUGUGUUGUAACGUCCUCACGUUGUCUUGGAGAUCUAAGAUGAAUUGAUUCAAAAGCUCAGGAUAGAUGUCAUUCACAAUACUCCCACAUAUAUAACCACUUGAAUAAUGUUUGGCCAGAUAAGCAUACUAUAAAUUUAUUGUACACAGAAAAUAGCAGAUGAGGGAAGGAAAUUACCGAAGUCAUCAGCAUUAAUGUACAUACAUCAAAUAGUAAAGUUUUUUAUGUCUUAUAAUGAAAACAAAUAUUAAUUUGCUGAUUUUCAAAAGAAAACAAAUGCAGACUGUGUUAAUAAAAGUGUGUAAUUUGCUCGAACAUUGACGAUGGGCUAUACCAACAAUAGAGAACUCUAGUGUUUAUUGCAGGGUACCUAAGGAUUAAGGUUUUGUGUUAAAAACUGUACUUUUAUGUAAAGUGAUGCUUGCAGGACACAAAAGUACAUAAAAUAAUUGCAUAGGCAUUACAGAUGUGCGAUAACGCCAGUCACAUCAAAACCGUAUAACUUUGUUGCACUAUUUUGUAUUUGAGUUGCAUUUCACAAGAGAUGCACUUCUUCUUUGGGUUAAACAGCAUUAUUACAGCAUCAGUUUUCCACAUAUACAUACUGUUGAAUAGGCGACGAGAUCUCCAACGAAGAAAGGCUGUCAUGGUUUUCACAAAGGACCAGGCAGCACACAUAAUACAUACGUUGUGAAGAAAUUCAGUCUGCACUGACGGAGAUCCAAAGGCUCUCUCCGUAUUGGGUCGGACCUGUUUUCAUUAGUUAAGCUAACAAUUGUUUGACCAAUUGGAGGUACUCGUAGCUUUUGUAUAAAGUAAUAGAAAUUUCAUUCAAAAAUGGGUAGAAUAACUUAAAGAAUUGUGAUGGUACAUCGCAGCAAAAUUAAAUUACUCUGCACCAUCAGAACUGAAAUUUUACAUCCUUUAUCCCAAUACAGAUACACUGUACAAAAUGGAGACUCGGUAUAUGGAAAACGUAUAAUGUACUUCAGAAAUUGGACAGAGCUUGAUGUUUCGGAAAAUGGUUUUCAUUUCUCUACUUUUUGACAGGCAAAGAUACCAUUUUUUUAUUUACAGUCUGACUGUUUCUUUUACAUUUAUACAGUUUUUUCUGCAUGAAGUCGCUUUUUCUGUUUGGGUAAAUAAACUAAGCUUUGUAGGCUACUCUCUGGUAAAAAGUGGGUCUGCCAAAAUUAUUGAGUGCUACAUUCAGAUAUGUGCUAAAUUCAGAUAUGUGCCACAUACGAUUUGAUUUAUGGCCCGUCGGCUCUCAAAAGUUCUCUCAACAGCCAAAUAAUUUGUCUGCAUGUUUUUCUCUAAUGACCACAGUUGUUUACAUUACUUCAUCGGAAAACCUGCAAGUUAAAAUUGACUCUAAACAUUUUCCUACUUAAGUCUGUUCUAUAAUAGUCAAGAGCACAAGUGCAAAAUUUCAAUAAGAUUUACGUAGUGUGGUUUUGUACCGGGAAAUUUCUUUUUAAGUAGAAAAAUCUACCAGUAAUGUUUGUAGUAAGUUGGAAAAGUGGAGCUGAUCCGAGCAUACGCAGUAUAUAACACACUUGUGUGAUACACUUCUACUCUGUAAUGUCGCUGAUAUAAAAGGAAUGACUUUGAACAACUCACUUGUGUAAGUUACACUGAACGCCUUUGCUGUAGAUUGUCAUUGUGUGAAAACUGUUCUUAGUGUGAAUCAGUGACGGCCGCUCUGUAGGUCUGUGGGCAGAGAAUAAAUGCAUUAACUGUGUCUCACAAUUUUUUUUGGCUAUUUAAAUUGUGGUCCGUAAAUGCUUUAUUGCCAAAUAACUGUCGUGGCCAAAAUCUGCACUGAUCAAUCUUUGUAACCGGCUUUUACUUUCAGCAUGUAUGAUGGAGCAGGGCUGCUACAAAGUUUUCAGGACGUUUGCAUGAUAUACAAAUGAAAACAGUGCAGUAUAACAAAGAUGUCCACACCACACAAUCGUUCUUCAUAUAUAUCUGCAGUGUAAGUCCUUUUUACUUUACCCCUCCUGUCAGUUUGUCUUGCACAUUGUAAAACUUCAUUUAACUUGUUCAAAAUGGAAGCAAAGUGAGAAGCCAUGCUGUCUUUGCAUUUCUGUGUCAUCUGUUCACAAAUUGUUUCUUACCUCCUAUGUCUACAUCUAGAAAAGUAAGCAGUUUGAACACUGGUUAGGUUUAAGCCUGCAUAUAGGGGGGAGAGACUGUACAGUAAAAAAAAUUAAAAAAUGUUGCUUCAAACAAACUCAGUUUGACAAAUAAAAACAUAUGUGUGAAAAUA
Molecule: messenger RNA, 4784 nt
Organism: Gambusia affinis (western mosquitofish)
Lineage: Eukaryota; Metazoa; Chordata; Actinopteri; Cyprinodontiformes; Poeciliidae
Product: EGF-like repeat and discoidin I-like domain-containing protein 3
Molecular function (GO): calcium ion binding
Source: RefSeq, a predicted model, not a curated record